AUAGGCCUAUAGAAUUUUGACCAAAUGGCGGAGACACUUCAGAUGAUUAUCGACUGUGACCCGGGAACGGACGAUGCUGUGGCUAUCAUGAUGGCACUAUCUCAGCCCAGCAUAGACCUACUGGCCAUCACGUGUGUGACUGGGAACACACCGCUGAAUAAUGUGCUCCAUAAUGCACUCAGGGUGCUGAGAGUUUGCAACAGGACAGACAUUCCUGUAUACAGAGGUGCAGACAAAUCCCUUCUAGACCUGAGCUACACAACUGCACAUGAUGUGCAUGGCUCCGAUGGGCUAGGGGGCGUGGUCGACCCAGACCCGCCCAGUCUUGACCUCGUCCAAUCAGAACACGCCGUCCACGCCAUGCUGCGUCUGACCAAGGAGCGUCCCGGUCAGGUGACCAUGCUGGCCAUCGGACCGCUGACCAAUCUAGCCCUGGCCCAACGGAUGGAUCCGGAGUUCACCGGUAGACUGAAGAAGCUGGUAAUCAUGGGCGGCAACACAGAGGGUACUGGGAGCGAGACCGAUGCGGCCGAGUUCAAUUUCUACACGGAUCCUGAAGCAGCUCACAUUGUGACAAGUGAGGUUCAGUGUCCUACAGUAGUCAUAGGAUGGGAGACCUGCAUAAACAAUGGACUACCUUGGGAUUGGUUUGACAAAUGGUCUGGUACCCCGACUGCCAAGGGCAAAUUCGUGAGUGCCAUCCUGCAUGGCUCGUUCGUGGCCUUCGAGCAGAGCCGGAGGGCGCUGUUCAAAGUGUGCGACGCCUUAGCGAUGGCCGUGGCCAUCCGGCCAGAGAUGGUCCUGGAGGCUGUCACCUGCCCAAUCAUGGUGGAGCUACAUGGUCAUGUGACCAGGGGUCAGAUGGUCCAGAGAAUCAAGAACACAGAGGGCCUUCCCUUGGGGCCAACGGUCGAGGUGGUGAUCCGUUGUGACACUGAAAUACUUAAACAGCUGUUUGAGGACACUCUUGCUGAAUAAUUACUAGGUGCAUAAGAGGGUCAAAGUAGUCACUUUUUAUCAAAACUGACUGCAUAGGCACAAUGGAUGUGCUUGCCAUAUGCACUUGGAAUGCACUUACUACUACACUUGUUCUGCCAAAUGUUAAAUUGCUGAUAAAAUGCCAUCACAUGCAAAUUCAAAUGAAUGCCUUGAAGCACUGUACACUAUAUUUGGAAAGAAUGUAGAAUCCAGACGCCACUUCUUUGGUUAUGUACAAAGACUAUGGAGAGUUGCAUGCAUUUUUUAAGUGUUUUCUAACAAAAUUGGAAAUGUUUCUCUGUCCCAGAUUCAUGUCUUUUCCACAUUUUUGUGGUGACUGACCUUCAUUGCGAUAAUAUAAGGUGAAAAAAGUGGCGUCAGCAUGCAACAUUCUUUCCCUAUAUUUUUUCUAAUUAAACUUUGUGUUAAACUUUUAAACAAUCUUAAUAUUAUCAAAAAAGAACUGAGUGCAGUCAUUUUGCUGUAAACAAAAUAUCUUUUUGUUAAUUGAAGUGUGGAAUGAUGAACUGUUGAGACAGAGUACAAUGUAUACCAAAGACAAUUACAAAACAAAAGAAUGCA
Molecule: messenger RNA, 1560 nt
Organism: Patiria miniata (bat star)
Lineage: Eukaryota; Metazoa; Echinodermata; Asteroidea; Valvatida; Asterinidae
Exons: 4
Coding region: 25-978 (317 amino acids)
Molecular function (GO): hydrolase activity, hydrolyzing N-glycosyl compounds
Source: RefSeq, a predicted model, not a curated record